CAAAAAAGAGAGAGAGAGAGAUUGAUAGAAAAGUGUGUGACAAAAGAGUAAAAUAUUAAUAGUAAGUAAUGUAAUAAUUAGAGUCGCGGUGUUAAAUUUAACAUUGGCCGAGUACCCCGUUAAUAGUUACGUCUCCGUUAGUACUAUUCUCAACUCAGUUCAUCCUUAAACGCGGAUCCGAGACAUUGGAGUUGAUCCAACAGCAAAGACCUCCAACGUCCGACCAACCAGUUGACAAUUAAAUUUUCUUUCUCAUUCUACCCUACUCUUUUUUGUCUUUCGGUAUUUGCUGCUAAGGUCAAUGAUUAAUUUCAACUGGUGGUGACUUUUUAAGAAGUACUAGGACAGGAACUGUCAGAGUUCAGUCAGUCAAGCCAUUGAUACUCGAUUGCACGUUACAGCAAAAGUAAAUUUUUUUUAAUUUCCAAACAUGUCCAAGAAGAAGGUCUGCAUCGUCGGAAGUGGCAACUGGGGCUCAGCAAUCGCUAAAAUAGUUGGCGCCAAUGCCACUAAAUUUAAUAACAAAUUUGAAGAACAAGUAACUAUGUACGUUUAUGAAGAAAUGAUUGAUGGAAAAAAACUUACGGAAAUAAUAAAUACUCAGCAUGAAAAUGUUAAAUAUUUACCUGGACAUAAAUUACCACCCAAUGUUGUCGCAGUCCCGGAUGUCGUGGAGGCUGCUAAGGACGCAGACAUCCUUAUCUUUGUUAUCCCGCACCAGUUUAUUCGUGGACUGGCGGCCGCGAUGUUGGGAAAAAUAAAACCAACUGCGGUGGGACUCUCCCUUAUCAAAGGAUUUGAUUCCAGUGAUGGAAAAAGUAUUAAAUUAAUUUCAAAAGUUGUUGAGGAACAUUUGAAAAUCCCCUGCUACGUUCUGAUGGGCGCCAAUCUUGCCAAUGAAGUUGCCGAAGAAAAAUUCUGCGAAACUACCAUUGGAGUAAGAGACAAACGACUUGCGCCAGUUCUAAGGGAUUUAAUGAUGACACCAAACUUCCGAGUUGUUUGUGUUGAAGAUUGCGAAGCUGUUGAAGUUUGUGGUGCACUGAAGAAUAUCGUAGCCUGCGGAGCAGGAUUUGUCGACGGUCUCGGUCUAGGUGACAAUACAAAAGCCGCAGUAAUAAGACUGGGAUUAAUGGAGAUGAUUAAGUUCGUGGAUACAUUUUACGGAGGAUCAAAACUUUCAACAUUCUUCGAAAGUUGCGGUGUCGCUGAUCUAAUUACAACUUGCUACGGUGGCCGUAACCGCCGAGUUUGCGAACAAUUUAUCAAAACACAAAAGUCCAUCAAAGAACUUGAAGAUGAAUUACUGGGAGGACAAAAGCUCCAAGGACCAGCGACCGCCGAGGAAGUUAAUGGAAUGCUCAAGGAUAAAAAUAUGACUGAUAAAUUCCCUCUUUUCACUGCCGUCCACCGCAUCUGCACGCGAGAACUCAAAGGCUCGGAUCUGAUCGACCAAAUCCGUAAUCAUCCCGAGCACUCGUUAGUAUUUUAUUUUAUUAUUAUUUAUAUAUAUUUUUUAUUUAAUUAAUUAAUAUACUAAUUAGUAAUUAACUCUCAAAGGGGAGAAACUUCAGACUUGUCGAACCCGAACCUCCACUUUGAUAUUAAAAUUCACAUAUUUUUUAACAAAGGACUUUGUUAGUUUAU
Messenger RNA from Microplitis demolitor, 1647 nucleotides. Its product is annotated as glycerol-3-phosphate dehydrogenase [NAD(+)], cytoplasmic. Gene Ontology annotation, biological process: carbohydrate metabolic process; glycerol-3-phosphate catabolic process. NCBI's taxonomy places the organism in Eukaryota, Metazoa, Arthropoda, Insecta, Hymenoptera, Braconidae. Bases 431 to 1528 code for a protein of 365 amino acids. The record is from RefSeq and is a predicted model, not a curated record. The transcript is spliced from 5 exons. Gene Ontology annotation, cellular component: cytosol; glycerol-3-phosphate dehydrogenase (FAD) complex. Gene Ontology annotation, molecular function: NAD binding; protein homodimerization activity; glycerol-3-phosphate dehydrogenase [NAD(P)+] activity.